GUGGAGAAGGAACAUUCUCGGAGAGAAGAGAGACGGUGAUCGGAGAGAAAGAGAGGAUGGGAACGAGACAAGUAUACGAAGAGAAGCUUCGGCGUGGGAAUCUUGAUUAUGAUCCGACUAUGAAUCCUGGUCUUGGUUCUGCUCGGUGUCCUCGUUGUCUUUCUCUCUUAAACCCUAAUUCAGAGAAAGGAGAGUGGACGAUAACUCCAGUUUUACACGAUGCUGCUGCAGUGGCUGGUUCUGGUAUUGGUGGCUUGCUUAGUGCCGUCCAUGCUUUCAAUACAGGGAUCCCCUAUCUUCAAAAUCGGUUUUCCGGGUCAAAGCGGCUUUCCUUUCUUGUGGGGGUUCCAUUGCUUCUAGUAUAUUCAGGUGUAGGGGCUGCUUUUGGAGAAAGUUUACAAGCCGCGAUAAGUUUUCCAAUAGUAUGGUUAGAAUACGAAUCAAGGUGUGCUGCACAGUGUAGAAUUGCAACUUUUACCUUUAGUCUUUUGUUUGAUGUACCUGGUUAUGCACUUCCAAAGUUUGCUCAGCUGACAGUUACCUCGUAUUAUGCAUCUUCAAGUGCUUCACAUUAUGGAAUUUCUAUGCUAACCCGGCGUAUCGAAGAAGCUCAUCUCUCUCGAACUCAGAAAGAAGAGGCUGAGUUUGCACCGUUUGGUCCUUCCCCGUAAUAUAGACAGCGACUGUCCUGUUCCGCGACUAAAGACUUAAGGCCUUGGGGCAUAUGGACUUCAUUCAAAGUCUGUUCACUGGAGGCAAUAAGAAGAAACAUGGUCAUGUGCCGUGGCUUGUAACCAGUAUUUUUAUUUUCUUAUUAUAUUUUGAGCAUUGUGGUAUAUGGGGAGAGAGAGAGAGAGAUGAACAAGGAAAUAUGGUAGACAGCUUGUAGUUGAUGAUUCUCUUUGAACUGCCCAAAAAAAGGUUAGAAAAGAAA
Molecule: messenger RNA, 934 nt
Organism: Arabidopsis thaliana (thale cress)
Lineage: Eukaryota; Viridiplantae; Streptophyta; Magnoliopsida; Brassicales; Brassicaceae
Exons: 10
Coding region: 57-671 (204 amino acids)
Source: RefSeq, marked reviewed